Messenger RNA from Annulohypoxylon maeteangense, 5140 nucleotides. RefSeq lists its product as uncharacterized. The coding region runs from base 330 to 4931 and encodes 1533 amino acids. The transcript is spliced from 3 exons. Lineage: Eukaryota; Fungi; Ascomycota; Sordariomycetes; Xylariales; Hypoxylaceae. The record is from RefSeq and is a predicted model, not a curated record. Gene Ontology annotation, molecular function: phosphatidylinositol-4,5-bisphosphate binding; actin filament binding. Gene Ontology annotation, biological process: actin filament severing; barbed-end actin filament capping.
UGUAACCUUGUUUACCGUAGAUUUUUUAAAUAUUGAUUCUUUUUUAGAAUCUUCGAACACGCAUUAGAUUGUUUAGACUACCUAUUUACUUAGGUAUAUGUCUGAAUCCCUAAAUCCGACUGAAUAAGGUCGAACAUCACGAACGCCAGCAAGGAGAAACAAGCAGUCUUUUUUAUCUGUUGAUUUCUACCCGAAACUUGUGCGUGCGAUUCAAGAAAAGAUUGUAAACAAGAAAAGCCUCGCCUGCCCUUAUUCCCAUACGCGUUUCUGUGUCGUAAAUUGUACACGUCCCUCGUUUAUAUUUUGGUCCUAUCGGUAAAAAUAAAAAAAUGUCCGAAGACGUAUCCAAAUUUCUGCUCCAAGUUAAGGAAUUGGGCGAUCGACGAAUCGAAGAGGAUGAGGCCCGCUCACGAGAACUCGAGGAAAGGAUAUUACGAGAGAGAAAAGAACGAGAGGCUCGACGUGCAGAGCGUGCUAGAUCUAUUUCACCUCAAAAAUCAUCACCAGCAAAUACCCCACCUCCUUCGACACACCGCAUUGACACUCACGUUCCGACCGGCCGCUUAAACUUGGAUUCUUCACCUAUAUUCGAACCUCCUGGAAGUCUUCACUCUCCAAAAACCGAAGAAAUGUCAUCCCCAGGUGAAUUUUCCACUUCACCUUCGAAAGAGAACGAAUUUCCCGUCGAUUUAGAACGCAAGCAACCCAACCAAGUUUCUCCCACACGAACAACGAGAGGGCUAUCGUGGCAGAGACGACCCACUUCCCAAGCUUCUGACCGUUCACGAAGUCGCCCGCUUUCCGUUGUUGCAGCUGAGAACCUGGCACGAAAUACUCCUCCUGAACCUUCCCCGGCAACGGAAACUGUGUCUAGAGACCAAAUUGCUUCGGCCUUGUCUUCUAAAGACCCGUCUUGGUUCCGCCAAACUGCAGACAGGGGUGCUAACUCUGCCGCCUAUAGAAAGAACCAGGUCGAGGAUAAUCAAACCGCUGAUAUUUCUCUCAUGCCCGCUCAACUCCCAGGCAUGUCGCGUGCGUCAUCUAGCGAAACUCCGAAAGGAGAUGUUAGCCCACCGCCAACUUCUCCCGAGCUCUCGAAUAGGCUGGCUUCACCCUUACCCUUAUAUGGCGCUCCGAAACUAGACCCUCCCCCUGCGGCAAAUGACAUCCAAUUCGACACUGAGAUUAGCCAAGAACGACUGCAACUUAUGUCACCUUCUUCAGGACGUACCUCGCCAUCCAAAUUAGAUAGAUCAGGUUCACCUACCAAAGGUAUGGGUGGUUUUGUACAGAGUGCCAUGAUGAAGCGCUCGGAUAGCAUCAAGAGAUGGAGUGUUCAGUCCCCUUCUGGGGCUCAGCGUGCAGACCCGAUUGUUCCGAACCGCACUGGAUAUGAUUCAUCAAACCGAGCAACUGGCGGGUCUAGAUCAAGAUCAAGACCGGCAAGUAUGAUUCGUGAUCCUUCGGCGGAGUUUUCACCAAAGCCCCCGACGAGUCGAGAAGAGGAGCGACACGGCGAUGAUGUCUUUGGCGCGGAGAAACCGAGUGAUUCGCUUAAGAUCGAUACCAAACCAUCGCCGGAAUUACAAGACCAGGAGUCUGGCAAAGACACUCCUUCUAUUCCUGUUAGCCCUUCGAAAACUAUGGAUUCUAGGAGAUGGAGCCCUACGAAAUCUAGCUGGCUCGAGUCUGCCUUAAACAAGCCCGAAUCUCCCAAACCAAAGCACGCCCCUUCCGCCAGUCAACCAGCUUGGAUGGCAGAACUUCAGAAGGCGAAAGCUGAAAAAGCAUCUAAUCCCAGUGUGGAGAGAGGCCGAUCAACAACCGUUUCACAUAAGCAUCAAGUCAGUAUUGGUGGACUUAUGAGGUCUUCCGCUCCUGGCCUCGCUCCUGGCGCUAUUGUGAAACCAGCCGGUCUAGGCGUUCUUCCCAGUCCCACCAUUUCGACAAAUACCAAUGCUCGCCCUGACAAUAGCGUUGCUCCGAAUGAUCUAAAGAGCCCAACCACGCCUGACAUCAAAAGUCCCGAUUCAGACCGCAAGCUUUCACACUCACCACUUCCUAGUAUCAAGUCAAAGCCUGACGCACCACCUACGAAAGAUUUUCGAGCGGGUUUAAAGCCUAGACAGGCGACCAUAACCUCUGAUAAUAAACCAGAAAAUGAGCUGCAAAACGUAUUUAGUAAAUUAAGAAGGACGACCACGCAGAAUUAUGUUGCCCCAGAUGAGCUAAAGGGUAAUAUCUUGAAAGGAAAGGCCGCUCUUAAUACUACUGGAGGCCCUAAAAAGACAGAGCGCGUUGAUGAGUUUAAAGAAGCUAUUUUAUCAAAAAGGAAGGAUUUUCAGAAAGCACAGUCAGAAGGCCGUGGCGUCGUCGUGGCAAGGAAAGAUAGCACAGCAGGCGAAGAGCCAAUCCCCGAGGGCCUGAUUCGACGGGGUCAGCUUGGACGAUCUAAUACAAUAAAGCUAGACGCUGCGGCCUCAGACGCGAUAGCGGCAGAUUUGGAAAAGUCUAGCACAUCACCGAAACCUGAUUCUACCCAGGAGCCAUUGUUUAGUAAAGUUCAACGGUUCGGUAAUUCUGAGAACCGAGAUCCUGUCUUAGGAACCAAUUCAUCUAGAGCGGAUCUUCCAAGCAUUCCAAGACGAGGUUCGGCUCAGACGGUUCCUACUUUGAAGAAUGCCGAUCCUCCGUCUUCAGCUCAGAAGGAGACGGUUAUACCCGGAAGGCUACAGGGGAAGCCUGGUGGUUUGGCAAAUCGAUUCAACCCUGCUCUUGCCAGCCUUAUUGCUAGGGGACCACCUACAUCUUCAUCCAACAACACGUCAACGACGAAUUCGCAUUCUAACGCUACUUCUGAAGGAAAUGAUAACGAGGCUGCCUCCGGCCCCAAACUAACACACAUGACCAAGGGUCGCGCUAGAGGACCAAAGAGAAAGGCGCCGACUUCAGCGCCAACUUCAGUGCCAACAGCAACUCCGAGUGAGCCAGAGGAAAAGUCGUAUGUUGCAACCUCAGCCAGUCGCCCCUCUACAGCUACUCAACCAGAGCGGACGCCUAUUUCUACGCCAAAGCCGGAAGUGGUUGAAUUAAUUGACUCCUCAAAGCUGGAACGCGAUGAAUCGACUAUGCCAAAACCGCGAUCCAUGUCUGUUAUAAGCUCUUCUGCAAAAUCGUUUGAACCAGCAUCGGGAGAAGCUUCCAAUAAAGCUCCCGACUCUCCGAACAAAAUCCACGAGCAAGUAGCUGCGUUCGCCGCUCAGAGAAGGCAACGAUCACCCACAAAAACAUUUGACGAGCCCAAAGAACCCCUUUCGCAGCCGCCGUCUCCAAGAAAACUAGAUAUGAAACGAAUGUCACGCUUCAUUGACGAAUCUAACCAGGAUGCUGGGAAUACUGGUGAGUCCCAGCAAGCGAAGGACACGAAGAGGGACAUCGAGACGCCUCCGGUAACAAAGCCAAAUUUAACCACUGACGGGCCUGCUAGUUCGGACAUACCAGGAUCCCAGCCUCAAUCGCCUCCUCUGAGCAAGCCCAAGAGGCCGCUGCCAGAUCCGAUCCCUGUUAAGCCUUUAGGUGCACGACCAUUGCCUAGCGCCCCAGCGGCUACUAACCCAGAAGCAUCACCGGCAUCUACUCGCCCCUUACCUGCAGAGCCCAAACAGGUCCCUCGACCGUUGUCGAUACCUGCACCAAAAUCACCUCCUCCCGAGACAUCGUCGCCUGUACGCUCACCCACUAAACAAUCCCUUGAUGCUUCCAAUCUCCUUGGUGAUUUUUUCGGACCAGAACGCACCCGAAAGAAUUAUAACGUAGACGCUGCAGAGUUACUAAUGCGCCGACCAAAUGUAGCAUCGACUGGAGUUCAGACAUUAAGUGCCCAGCUAUACCAAUUUUCGGCCGACGGCAAGAAGAUACCGGUUCCUACCCACCACGAGCGAACGCUAUUCGAGCGUGAAAUGUAUAUCUGCUCUCACACUUUCAAGGAUGAAUCGGGAAAGAAGGUCACGGAAGUUUACUUUUGGGCGGGGGAUGAAGUGCCUCGCUCCACCGUAGACGACGCAUCAACAUUCCUCUCUCGGGAAGCAAAGGCUCUGGGUGGGAAAUUAGUAAAGCUUCAACAGGGCAAAGAAGCACCUGAGUUUCUUCAAGCGUUGGGCGGUAUAGUGAUUGUUCAGCGCGGAUCGGGAAACAAAUUUGAUUCUCUAGCUCCGCACAUGCUAUGCGGGCGGCGGUAUCAUGGGCAUGUUGUAUUCGAUGAAGUUGACUUUACUCCUGCAGUUCUCUGUUCUGGGUUUCCUUAUGUUGUGACGACAGCCGGUAAAUGUUACUUGUGGAAGGGUAAGGGUAGCGGGGUUGACGAGCUAAGUUGCGCGCGUCUCAUAGGAAUGGACUAUGCGUUAUCGGGCGAGAUGGAAGAAAUGGAAGACGGUCACGAGCCAGAAACGUUUUGGAAGCUCUUCAAGUCUAGCUCGGCAGCUGUGUCAGCCGACCAUUGGCGUCUCAAGCCGAACUACGAUAAAUACUGCUGCAGGCUAUUCCGAUCGGACGCAGCCUCCAAGCAGCAGAUCGUUGAGAUGUCUCCUUUCUCCCAGAAGGACCUACUACCCAAGAACAUUUACGUACUCGACGCCUUUUUCGAGUUGUAUAUCAUUGUAGGAUCCCGGGCCCAGUCCCAGUACGCGUCGUUUCAUAAUGCGUUGGAGUUCGCUCAAGAGUACGGGAUUCUCGCGGCGGGAAUGGAGGACCGGCCAUUCGUCCCAUUCUCGACGGUCGUACUCGAAGGUAUCCCUCGGGAUAUGAAGAGCGUGUUCCGCAAGUGGCGUGAUGCCGACAGUCCAACAGUCACAAACGUGAACACGGGUCUUAAGAGAGGUCGCAGUCUACGAGUCGUGCCACUCAACCAAGCACUGCAAGCUCUGGAUGAUUAGGAGUCAUCUAAGUCAGUCUUGAAACAUUAAGUACGGUCUUUCUUUCAUGGGCGAUAGGGUCGAGGCAAUAGCGUGGUACAAUCGACCGGGUGAUAUAAGAACAGCCAGAGCUAUUCUGUGGAUGGCGGACGAGAGGCUUCAUGGUGUAUGUGCUCCGCGAGCACAUUCACUUCUUCGAUUCGUGUAUCAAAUAGGGUUUACUGGCCGAG